This is a messenger RNA of Penicillium brasilianum, 2892 nucleotides long. The record is from the annotation of a GenBank genome assembly. NCBI's taxonomy places the organism in Eukaryota, Fungi, Ascomycota, Eurotiomycetes, Eurotiales, Aspergillaceae.
GAAAGAGGCUAAUCUGCAUGGCAAUCCCGAGCAUGAGCUCAUCGUGCCGCAAUGAAUUGUGAACUCUUUCUGCACUCGUGUUCCAUAGUCCAGUCACACAAUAAUCAUUGACUGCUGGUAAGCAAGACUGCAAUGAGUAGGCUGUGUUGAGUCUAGAUGCAUGCCCCAACCAGGCCUGCUGAUUCACCGUGCUGGAGUCAACCUGUUGCCCCGAGCUCAUCGAGGGGGAGGGGUAAUAUGACGUCAUAGGCAGGGUAGGGCUCAGGGCUGAUCACAUGCCCCAGACCGCCGGCGGUCAUGUGAUACCGGAGCCUUUACGGCGGUGAGGCUUAAUGCCACAUUCACGUGAUGAUAUAAAAACCACGUGACUAUAUCGGAACCAUUGGUUUUGCCAAAACAGCUCGCCGCUCAUGACCGGACGUAUAUCGCUUUAUGCAUUGAGCCCCCACGAAUUGUUGCCAAAAUGCCUCGAAAGCUCAGGGCGGCAGCCCAAGCGGCAGCUAAGUCUAUGAAAAAUGUUCCAACGUUACCAGACCUGUCGGACGAGGAGAUGCUAGAUGCACCUCCAUCACAGCCCUCGUCGCCGCCCAUUGAAGAACCAAAUUCACCCGAUGACGAUCCCGACGUAGAGCCCGAAGGCGAUGACCAAGACGCGGACGAAGCGCAGGCCGACACGCCUGGUGAAUCCAAAGAAGCAGAGGAUAAUGCCCCAACUCCUGCUACAGAAGACACGACGCAGAUUGAAGGUGAGGCAGAUACACCCACCCACGCGAUUGGCCGCCCCGCUAUCCCACGCAAACGCCGUCUCGGCCGCCCCCCCAAGAACCGCCCACCAGACUGGGAUGCGCCAGACGGUUCCCAAACCCCAAUUCGCGUCACAACCCCCGUCAAGCGCCGACGAGGUCGCCCCGCCGCAAGUGGUGGUCGGUGGGCACGCAAUCGAGGACCAGUCCACAACACCCAGGUCCCCGUCGACAAGGAAGGAAAUAUGAUGGAUGUCAUUGGAGAUGAAGUCGCGCUCCCACCAAACCCGGUGGGCGACAGCAAAGUCGACGAGAAUGGUCAUCUCCUUGGAGGCCGUGAAUACCGAGUACGCACAUUCACCAUCCUCAACCGUGGCGACAAGCUUUACAUGCUAUCAACCGAGCCAGCGCGAUGUAUCGGCUUCCGAGACUCGUAUCUAUUCUUCCAAAAGCAUAAGAUGCUCUACAAGAUCAUCAUUGAUGACGACGCCAAGCGCGACCUGAUCGAGCGAGAUAUCAUCCCGCAUUCAUACAAGGGUCGUGCUAUAGGUGUGGUCACGGCGCGUUCGGUGUUCCGUGAGUUUGGCGCCAAGAUUGUCGUCGGCGGUAAGAAGAUCUCCGAUGACUAUGAUGAGAAAGCUGCUCGGGAGCGCGGUGAUGUGGAGGGAGAUUUGGCUGUCCCGGAAGACAAGCUCCCGGCUCCUGGAGAGCCAUACAACCGCAAUCAGUAUGUCGCAUGGCAUGGUGCUAGUAGCGUUUACCAUACGAACGCACCUUCGGUGCCCAUGGCCGGUGGAAAGCCUCUCGAUCCCAAGAAGCGACGGAUUCCGGUGACGGACGAGAAUUGGAUGCUCGAGCAUGCUCGUGCUGCAAGCCUUUUCAACUCCAAACUCGUUGAGAUUCGCCGCGAGACAAUGGACGGUAUUUACGACGUCCACACCAACACCAUGCAAUACCCUCAAAUCAUGCAACCAACGCAUGUCCGCUGGGAGCGCGUCCCCCCCUCUGACGUUCGCACCACCGCCGAGCUCAUGUCCACGCUCAGCAUCACGAACAAGAAGUCUACCACAGAGACACAGUCUGCAUCUGCCGAGCCCGCGGAUUCUGCCGACAAGCCUGAUGACCAGACCGAAAGCACCACCAUCUUCCCGCCCGUCCCCUCCCACAUCUCCGACCGCUACGUCGUCACAGACAUUGUCUACGAGUCCCCACCAUAUUCCAAUAUGGGCGUUCCCGGCCCAGACGGUGACUUGCGCAAUUUGAACCCUAACGGUCUGGCCAGCAUCGCCAAUCCCAAGCACCCGGAGUUCAUGACGCCCGAGAUCCUGGCGCUUCUGCCCGAUGACUGCAAGGACGCCUUGAUUGAUGCGGCAGCCCGUGAGAUCCAGUGGAAGUCGAAGUGGAGCACCGAGUCUCAAGAUGGCAUGCGCGCGCAGCCCUCAAAAAGCUACGCUUGGUACCCUUAAAGCUGAAGCACGCGCUUCGACUCUUCUGAGGGCACCUCCAGCCCUUCCUCGUUCUCUUUUCCGGUCCACUUUCGACAUGGCUUCGAAUAUUUCUCGUUCUAAAUGGAAGCGCUUUUCUUUUUGCUAUGGAGGCAUGGUUUUUUUCACCGUGAUCUGCUACGGGUGAUGGGGUCUCUUUCUUUUUCUGGACGACACUUUUGUUCUUUCUGGGGUUCUUUUCAUGGAUUUAGCAUGGGAAUCGGUGUGGAUAAAACGUGCCAUGGGAGUUCUCUUUCUUGGGAAAUGCUAUUACCUAUUAUUCUCUUUCCACACCUGAGGUGUUCUUGGUGCUUUUGGUAACAAGGAGUAAGUGAUAAACGCCGUGUGGGCUAGCUGGAUUAUAGGCAGUGGAGCGGAUUUAGCGUACUUUUGGUUUUCUGGCUUGAUGUAAGAGUAUAUAGCUUUCAUAGGACCUAGAAAUAUGGAAGUAAUCAAAACAUCCCUCUUGGCGGUUCUGACAAUUAUGGACGGUCCAUUCAACGUAUAUUCAUUCUGGAUCUCUAGUCUUAUUCCAUCUCUCGUGCCCCCCUGCUUAGAAAGCUACGUAGCCUGGUAGGUACGGUGCCAUGAACUAUGAUCGCUCGAAGCCUACAGAACUUCCAGAGAAGAUUGAUAGUCUCACGGCCUGAUAGGCAGGAGACAGG